Molecule: messenger RNA, 1251 nt
Organism: Camponotus floridanus (Florida carpenter ant)
Lineage: Eukaryota; Metazoa; Arthropoda; Insecta; Hymenoptera; Formicidae
Gene: rush
Product: pleckstrin homology domain-containing family F member 2
Exons: 8
Coding region: 337-1092 (251 amino acids)
Cellular component (GO): early endosome
Molecular function (GO): metal ion binding; phosphatidylinositol binding
Source: RefSeq, a predicted model, not a curated record
AUUUAAUUAAUAUCGCGUAUUUUACAAAAAAAAGACGAAAUCGCCGCGGCCGCGAACGACCUGUGGAAGGAUUGCGUGUUCCUCGACGAGUCCUCUUUCGUUUUUCUCUAUCUCUCGUCCUCUCCGUCUAACGUUCGCGCAAUUCGGAGAUAACGGUUCCACGAGCUGUCGUCAAAGUGGGCCGUGUGUGUUUUGACAGCUCCGACCAGCGUUGACGAUUACUUCGCUCUGUUAGCCACGCUCUCUCUUUCGCGUUUCUUUUCCCACGUAUCUGAUGCAGGAGAGACGCAUGUAUGCAUUUCAAUAAACAGCGAGGCCAAUGCCAGGCGUAUCGCGAUGGUCGAAAACUGCUUCGGCAGUUCGGGUCAGCCACUCGCGGUACCUGGCCGAGUUUUGGUGGGAGAAGGUGUCCUGACGAAAAUGUGCAGGAAGAAGCCCAAACCCAGACAAUUUUUUCUGUUCAACGACAUACUGGUCUAUGGAAAUAUCGUGAUUAAUAAAAAAAAAUAUAACAAGCAACAUAUAAUACCAUUGGAGGAGGUAAAAUUAGAGUCUUUAGCUGAUGAGGGUCAAUAUCGUAAUGGGUGGCUCAUUAAAACAGUAACAAAGUCAUUUGCUGUUUAUGCUGCUACUGCAACAGAGAAGCAAGAAUGGAUGGCACAUAUCACAAAAUGUAUUGAAGAUUUAUUAAGAAAAAGCGGCAAAAAGCCUGUCGAGAUUCACGCAGCAGUCUGGGUACCAGAUAAUGAAGCUACAAUUUGCAUGCACUGCAAUAAGACACAGUUUACAGUAUUAAAUAGACGGCAUCACUGUAGGCAAUGCGGAGCAGUAGUUUGCGGUCCCUGCAGUAAUAAAAAAUUAUUAUUACCUGGACAGGGGAACGGGAAGGCCGUCAGAGUUUGUUUACAAUGUUACGAUGCCGCUAGUAAAAUCAAAGCUAUACCCACAACUGCUGUGAAUAGCUUAAAUAACAAAGAUCAGCAACGUAAUUCUGCCGAUAGUUCAGGAGGAGAUAGUUCUGGAGACGACGAUGAGGGAAAUAAGGAAGAGAAUCAUGAUGAGCCUAAAUUUUAUUCAACGCUUGGGCGAUGAAGAUGAUGUACAUCACACCAAACAAUAUCACAGAAAAAUAUAAAAAUUUUACAAAAAUAUAUUUUUUAAAAAAGCUGAUGUUAUUAAACUAUUAUAUAGUUCAAAAAAAAGAAAAAAAAAGAAUCAAGGGAAAAGAUAAUCAUUCUUUAUAAUUUUUAU